UAUAGGAUGUGUUGAGAAGGAGACGUCUGGCACUCGCAGUGGUUGGAAAUUUCAUACUUCUGUCCUCCCCCAACCAAAAAGUAAAGAAGAUGGACGGCGGGUACAUGGUGGCCCCAGGCGGCCAUAUACUGUGCACCUCGUUAUUUUAAUAAAACCCUGUUGUUGACCGUCUCCUAGUGGGAGAGAGAGCGGCGAACUUAAAGAGUCAACUGUCAAAUAGGUACACCAACUCCACCAACCACCAUUCUUAAAAACCUGCUAAACUCUUCCAUUACGCCAAUCCAACCCAACCCAACCCCACCCAACUCCGACUUACCGCGGCCCAAAAUGGAAGUCAAAAUCUCCGAAACCGCUGUCGUCGCUCCCUCUCCAUCCCCAUUCGACCAUGACCACGUCCUUACCCUUUCCCACCUCGACAACGAUCCCAACCUCCACGUCACCUUCCGUUACGUCCGUGCCUAUGUCGCCAAGCCUCCGGUUCCCUCCUCCGAUCCCUUCCACGUCAUCUCCUCCGCUCUUUCCUCUGCUCUCGUCCAUUACUAUCCCCUCGCAGGGACUCUUCGCCGCACCCCCGACCACCGCCUUGAGGUUUUCUGCUCGCCGGGGCAGGGCGUCCGACUCAUUCGCGCCUCGGUGAACUCUACCCUUGAGUCGUUGCGUUACAUCGAUGACCCGGAUUCGGAUUUCAUCGAACACUUGUCGCCCGCCGUCGACCCGGAUGAGGGGCUCCUCAACCCGUGUGUCUUGCAAGUCACGGAGUUCGACUGUGGUGGCUAUACUCUUGGAGCCGCAAUACACCACUCCCUUUGCGAUGGGAUGGGCGCGACUCAGUUCUUCAAUGUCAUGGCCCAGUUGGCCCGCGGGGAAACCCGUCUCUUGGCUUCUCCGGUAUGGGAUCGGGUAAAAUUGCUCGGGCCCAGAGACCCGCCCCGAGUGGAGGCACCGAUCCGUGAUUUUCUGAGUUUGGACAGUGGGUUCUCGCCGUACCGGCAGUCAAUUGGGCCAGUUGUGAGAAAGUGCUUCAAUGUGAAAGACGAGCACUUGGAGCGGUUCAAGGCUGAGCUUUUGGAGCGAUGCGGGUUGAAAUUCACGACGUUUGAAGCUUUGGGUGCUUUCAUUUGGCGAGCCAAGGUUAAAGCCUCAGAGGUCCCAGGAGAUGAGAUAGUGAAGUUUGCAUAUUCAAUCAACAUGAGGAAGCUAGUGAAGCCGCCAUUGCCUGGUGGGUAUUGGGGCAAUGGGUGUGUGCCAAUGUAUGUGAAGCUGAGCGCCAAAGAUUUGGUGCAGAAACCACUUUGGGAAACAGCGGAGCAGAUCAGGAAGAGCAAAAGCAAUGCUACGGAUGAGUACGUGAGGUCGUUCAUCGACUUCCAGGAGCUACACCGUGGAGAAGGAAUAACGGCAGGUAAAGGAGUGACUGGAUUCACGGACUGGAGACAUUUGGGACAUUCGACUGUGGAUUUUGGUUGGGGAGGUCCUGUUACUGUUUUGCCACUUUCCAGAAACCUUCUUGGAAGCGUUGAGCCUUGCUUUUUCCUGCCUUAUUCUUCCGCCAGUGUGGGUGACAAAGAUGGGUUCAAGGUUUUGGUGAAUUUAAGAGUGACUGCCGUGCCUGCUUUUAGCGAAGCGAUGGACAAGUUUUCUAGGCUGGAAUUUGGGUUGUAUUCCAGCUUGUAAUUGCAUCUUUUUUUGUAUUCAGAUUACUGCAUUUUGCAAAAAAAUCAUUGUUGCAUUCCGAUACGCUAUUAUAAAUUGGUUACAGAGAUGUAUUGGAGGUGUUCCUUCUUUUGUGUUUCA
Ziziphus jujuba (common jujube) is the source of this 1794-nucleotide messenger RNA. RefSeq names its product spermidine coumaroyl-CoA acyltransferase. The record is from RefSeq and is a predicted model, not a curated record. The transcript has 3 exons. NCBI's taxonomy places the organism in Eukaryota, Viridiplantae, Streptophyta, Magnoliopsida, Rosales, Rhamnaceae. The coding region runs from base 328 to 1674 and encodes 448 amino acids.